Molecule: messenger RNA, 882 nt
Organism: Penicillium odoratum
Lineage: Eukaryota; Fungi; Ascomycota; Eurotiomycetes; Eurotiales; Aspergillaceae
Product: Short-chain dehydrogenase/reductase SDR
Exons: 2
Coding region: 1-882 (293 amino acids)
Source: RefSeq, a predicted model, not a curated record
AUGUCCACCUACAAGCCCACUCGUCCUCUAACCUGGCUAAUCACCGGCUGUUCCUCCGGUCUAGGCCUCGAACUUACUCGAACAAUUCAAGACCACGGAGACCUCGUAAUUGCUACAUCACGCCAACCCUCUCGGAUACCCGUACUAGUAGAUGAGAUCCAGAACCACGGCGGAGAAUGGCACUCUUUAGAUGUGGAUGAUCCAACCGCCGCUGCGUCACUAAUAGAAAUGCUCGAAACAAAUGGACACCAUAUUGACGUUCUGGUCAAUAACGCCGGUGUUAUCGUCUUCGGUAUCCUUGAACAACUCGCCGACAAGGAUCUGCGCGACCAGAUGGAAACGCUGUACUUUGGUCCACAGAGACUGAUUCGUGCUGUGCUCCCGGGGAUGCGCGCGCGUCAAUUUGGAGUGAUUGUGAAUAUCAGCUCUGGAGCGGCGUUGGAUGGAAAUGGGAGUAUGGGCGCUUAUGCGGCGGCAAAGGCUGCGCUGGAUGCUUCGACGCGAGUUUUAGCAAAGGAAGUUGCUCCUUUCAAUAUUCGGCCUUUGACUGUGUGGCUCGGAACCCUUAAUACGAAUAUUAUGAAUGUUUCUCCGAUUGUGCAGGGGCCGCUGUUGGAGGACUAUCGUGGCUCGGGCGCUGAGCAAUUGAUGGAGGCAAUCAGAAGCCGGAAGUUUACUGGGAAUGGUGACAAGAAGAAAGCGGCAAAGGCCAUCUACGAGGUCGUUGUGGGUGAGGGUGCCGGUGCCGGGCAUGAGGCAGAGCGGUUCCUUCCAAUGGGCCGCGAUAUGAUUUCGCGCGUUGAAUUGGUCCGCGAUCAGUAUGGGCACGCUUUGGAGGUGUUUGGGGAGGUCUGCGGCAAUAUACAGUUGGAGCAUGAGUAG